Molecule: messenger RNA, 1293 nt
Organism: Effrenium voratum
Lineage: Eukaryota; Dinophyceae; Suessiales; Symbiodiniaceae
Source: the annotation of a GenBank genome assembly
AUGGCGAACCUUGAGGGGCUGAAUGACUUCCAGCUGUUCAAAGCUUGCGGGCCCCUCUACCCGGUCUUCGCCCUUGAAAGUUUGGCAAGCGUUCUCAUGGGAGUCUUCUUCUGCUACCUGGCCCUGCGCAUUGCCGUGCGCACCGAAGUCAAUGCCCCAGCGUGGGCAAUGUAUCGCUGGUUCUUUGACACCAUCAACCCGUCCUUCCAAUUUUGGUGGAAGGAAGUCAAGAACUGGCCGAAGAUGUGCAAUCGGCCAUUGGCCGACCGCGUGAACCUGUGCCAGAUGCUGAACCUGGCCAUGGUCAUCGCCCAGGCAGCUGCCUUCUUCAUGACUGCCUUCCGCUGGCUCCACAUCCAAAAUGUGAACGGCCUGCGAUACCUGGCAUAUGCCUUCACGUGCGCCGUGAUGCAGGCAGAGCUGGUUAUCCUCAUUGCGCCUUACGUUCCAUGCUUCAGAUUCAACGUCAUCGCGGUGGUUAUGUUCACGCACGCGUGGAUGAUUCUGGGUUGGAUCGGCUCACUUCAGAGCGGCAUGUUGUUUGAGGACGCCAGUUGGGAGGAGUUCAUCGAGAACUACGAUUGGUCUGUCCUCGUCGUGACCAACAAGGGGUUGCUCAUCGGAUCGACCACUGUUGGAAUGUUCGUGGUGAUGUUCAUUCAAAUGCCGUUCCUUCUCUUGAUGUAUUUCCUCGGAGGCGGCUGCCGUGCCCACCCAGACCUUCCAUUCUACUACCUUCGUUUGCUGGCCGUAGUUUGGACCACCUGGCCAGCCUUCCCUGCCUGGUGGCUGGUGUCCGCAGAGGGCCUGGGCCUCCUGUCAGAUGCCAAGUCCAAUGCUGUGGGCUUUGGCAUCCUCAACAUUUGUUCCAAGGGCGCGUUCACCUACUUCAUGCUCAAGAUCUACGCUGAUUAUCAAACGCGCUUUCCAAAGCCAGACGUGGGCCAGAAGCCGCCGGAGCCCCCCAGGAUCGUGAAGGCCCUGCAGGAGUUUGACAGCGACGAUGGCAAGGCUUUGAUCACGCAGAAAGCCAAGAGGGCGGUGGCCAAGGACGUGGCAGAAGGGUCUGCCUGGAAGGUUGCCGCAUUACUUGGCAGGACACGCUUUUUGUUUCUUCCUGAAGGUAUUUGGCACAAUGUUGGGAGCAUGGCGGGGUUGACAACUGCAAUUACCCAUGAACCGGUACUGAAACAACAAUCUAGCAACUCCGCUGCAGAGCCUGGUAAGCAGGCUUUGCAUGAAGGGGUGCCCGACGAAACCGCCGUCACAGCCCUGGACAUGAUGAAUCCUUGA